Pichia kudriavzevii is the source of this 1146-nucleotide messenger RNA. RefSeq lists its product as uncharacterized. The transcript has a single exon. Gene Ontology annotation, cellular component: nucleus; Smc5-Smc6 complex. Bases 1 to 1146 code for a protein of 381 amino acids. Lineage: Eukaryota; Fungi; Ascomycota; Pichiomycetes; Pichiales; Pichiaceae. Gene Ontology annotation, biological process: DNA repair. The record is from RefSeq and is a predicted model, not a curated record.
AUGUCAGUGCGAGAUCACGUCAGAGAUGAGAGUGAAGAACAGGGGCGUUCAAAACGUGUGAGAAGAAAUCAAAGCAAGGUGCUUUCGCCACAAGAUGAGCAUUAUGAGAGCGAGAGUAGAAGUGAAAAUGAGAAUGAGAAUGAAGGAGAGGAAGAAGGAGAAGAAGGAGAGGAAGAAGAAGAAGAAUCAUCUAGCGGGGAAGAAGAAUCAAGCGAUAACGAGGAAUCUCUCAAGCUGCUAAAUGAAAGUGAGACUUUUGAAUUAUCCCAUAAAUAUCGGGAAUUGAAUAAACAUUUAGAAGAACAGAGGUCCAAAUUAACUACACAAAAUGGUGUCACCGUGGUGAAGGAGACACUCCAGGAGGCUGAAGAACUAUUUGAAGAUGCUAAGAAUACUUCAAGUACUGUGCUACUAGCCACAGACUCUGCCACGCUGAAAGAAAUAGGUGAACAAGCACGUAUUGCAACUGAAAAUGUCAAGUUUGGCCAAAGUGAAAAGAGUAUUAAAUUUGAUGAUUUUGUCGAUUGUUGGAUCGAAUGUUUUGGAGAUGUAGAGCAAUUAAGUCGCCUCAGCAAUGAAAAUGAUCAAAAUGUUGAAUACAAUUGGAGUAACGCAGGUUUGUUAUCUAACAGUAUAAGCCGUUAUGUAAAUGGAUGCGACUUCCUCCUUGGUCCACUGGAUAUCGAAAAGAAAAAACGUACCACGAGGAGCCGGUUAGUCGAUGAUGCAAAAAAGAAGGCCACUACUACCGCAAAUCUGAAAGACGCAAAUGAAAUUGUAAACAAGGAUACCAAGGACGAUACUUCAAAGUCAGCAGAAAAACUGUUUUUGAAACUGAAACAAUUUGGUAAAAAGAUUUCACUGUAUGAAGCGGUCCUAAACCCCCAUUCUUUUGGUAAAAGCAUUGAAUGCUUAUUUUAUUGCAGCUUUUUGAUCAACAGUGGAUUCUUAGUCAUGAACUUUUUCCCCAAUGGAGUUCCGUAUAUUGAGGUUCGAAAUCCUGAGAAUAUCAAACAAUACUCUCGGUAUAGAUCAAACGAUGAUGCAAAGUCCCAUAUUGUCUUCAACCUUGAUGAACCAACAUGGAAGGAGCUUGUAAGCAUAUACCAAAUUCGGGAGCCAUUUUUUGACAAUACUAAUGGAUAG